Messenger RNA from Eruca vesicaria subsp. sativa (arugula), 1331 nucleotides. Lineage: Eukaryota; Viridiplantae; Streptophyta; Magnoliopsida; Brassicales; Brassicaceae. The record is from the annotation of a GenBank genome assembly.
UCUGUAAAGGAAACUGAAUCUACGAGAAUAUGAUAAUAUUGUUUAAAAUAUUAACUCUAUUUGUUUAAAGUAACGAUCUAGUGGAAGUAUGGUCAGUGUGUCCUCCACUUAGAUUAGUUUCAUCAUCCACCCUUUUUCAGUGUGGUCAGUGGCAACGAUGCAUGUAUGUUCAUCACUCUUCUAUAAUUUUCGUAUGCGUUUCUAAUAAAACUAUAGGUUAAAAAGAAGCGAUGGCGCAAAAGUUGGAUGCUCAAGGUGGCCGUGGAGGAGAGCUCUGGGACGAUGGUGGUGUUUAUAAGAACGUCAAGAAAGUGUAUGUCGGUCAAGGUGACUCUGGUGUGGUAUACGUCAAAUUUGAUUACGAGAAAGACGGAAAGAUCGUAUCACUUGAACAUGGGAAGAAGACACUUCUUGGAACAGAGGAGUUUGAGCUUGAUCCAGAAGAUUACAUCACAUCUGUGAAAGUCUACUACGAGAAACUAUUUGGAACGAGUGUAGAGAUCAUCACGGCUCUUAUCUUCACAACAUUUAAGGGAAAAGUUUCUCAGCCAUUUGGAAUGGCCUCUGGAAAAGAAGCUGUGCUAGGAGGUGGCAAGAUUGUUGGAUUCCAUGGAACUGCUAGUGAUGCUAUUCAUUCCCUCGGAGCCUAUGUUAUUCCAGGUGGUCCAACCAAACUGGAUGCUCAAGGUGGUAGUGGAGGAGAGGUAUGGGAUGAUGGUGGUGUGUACGAGAAUGUCAAGAAAGUGUAUGUUGGACAAGGUGACUCUGGUGUGGUUUAUGUCAAGUUUGAUUACGAGAAAGCUGGGAAGAUUAUAUCACUUGAACAUGGAAAGAAAACGUUACUUGGAACUGAGGAGUUUGAGCUAGAUUCAGAUGAUUACAUUUCAUCUGUGAAAGUUUACUACGAGAAACUCUUUGGAACAGAAACAGAGAUCAUCACGGCUCUUAUCUUCACAACAUUCAAGGGAAAAGUUUCUCAGCCAUUUGGAAUGGCCUCUGGAAAAGAAGCUGUGCUAGGAGUUGGCAAAAUUGUUGGCUUCCAUGGAAGUGCAAGCCAUGUGAUCCACUCUCUUGGUGCUUAUAUUGUUCCUACGCUAACACCAGUGAUUCCCUCCGAUACUAUUCCAGCACAAGGUGGAGAUGCUGGAGUUGCAUGGGAGGAUGGUGUUCACGACAGUGUGAAGAAGAUAUAUGUAGGACAGGGUGACUCUUGUGUGACUUAUUUCAAGGCUGAGUAUGUAAAGGAUUCAAAGCCUGUCCUUGGAAGUGAUCAUGGGAAGAAGUCAUUGCUUGGAGCAGAAGAGGUUGUUUUCUUGAUUUAUUUCAUUUAA